Molecule: messenger RNA, 315 nt
Organism: Rangifer tarandus platyrhynchus (Svalbard reindeer)
Lineage: Eukaryota; Metazoa; Chordata; Mammalia; Artiodactyla; Cervidae
Source: the annotation of a GenBank genome assembly
AUGAUAAUGGUACCCGCGAACACUGGCCGCGCCGACACUCUGCCAGUCACUGUUCGUAGCCUUUCUCAUGGAUUAGUUUGUGAUGAGGUGACUCAAGCCAUCGACACAUUUCUUUCUAGAAACGGGUACAUCACUUACUCCCAUUCGUCCUCUCCAAGUGAGAGCAAAUUGGGGCAGGCGCAUAGGAAAUGGUGGUUACAAUUGUGCAGGUAUGACUCCAGGGCUGGGGGCGCGAGUGUGCUGGAGAAGGGCUGUAGAAGUCACCGGGGCGCUACUGUGGACCUGGAACGCUGCCAGGCCCCCACAGUUCCCUAG